Messenger RNA from Apus apus (common swift), 12258 nucleotides. RefSeq names its product diacylglycerol lipase alpha (gene DAGLA). Bases 502 to 3603 code for a protein of 1033 amino acids. Gene Ontology annotation, biological process: lipid metabolic process. The record is from RefSeq and is a predicted model, not a curated record. The transcript is spliced from 21 exons. Gene Ontology annotation, cellular component: dendrite membrane; postsynaptic membrane. Lineage: Eukaryota; Metazoa; Chordata; Aves; Apodiformes; Apodidae.
CUUGCUUACAUAAGCAAAAUGAAAAUAGGAUUCCUGCCUUCUAUCACAUGCAUCCAGAGCUGCAGUUCAGGAAGAGUCUACUUACCUACUUCAGCUUGAUAGGCUUCAGCCCAGGGUUGCAGUUUUAUCUUGCUGUGUCAUUAGGGAAGCACUGGAUGGGCAAGAAUUUCUAGGAAGAGGAGGAAGCAAUUUGGGCUGCUGGUCCCAGGGGUCCGUGGUGUGAGGGACCUGUGCUGUGUGCUGUGCCUCUUGCAGUAGAGCUGCACAUGUGUGAUUCCAGCAGCUUUAUCUGAAGCACCAGCUGGAGGGAAAGCAAACUGGUGCCCGUGAUAAGCAUUCCAGGGUGGAGUAAAACUGACAGAUUUGAAUUUGCCAGUAUUGCAGUGCAAACCAGCUUGCCUGAAGAAAUGAGGCUGUCAGCUUGGCACCACUCAGCUGCAUCUGAAACAAUCCUUUCGAGGUGAGUGUCGUGCCUGCUGAACCCCCCCAGACCCACUAGCCAUGCCAGGGAUUGUUGUGUUCCGCCGGCGCUGGUCUGUAGGCAGCGAUGACCUGGUUUUGCCAGCAGUCUUCCUCUUCCUCCUGCACACCACCUGGUUUGUGAUCCUCUCUGUGGUGCUCUUUGGGCUGGUGUACAACCCCAACGAGACCUGCUCGCUUAACCUGGUGGACCACGGCAGAGGUUACCUGGGCAUCCUGCUCAGCUGUAUGAUCGCAGAGGUGGCAAUCAUCUGGCUCAGCAUGAGGGGCAGCAUCCUGUACACUGAGCCCCGGGACUCCAUGCAGUAUGUGCUCUAUGUCAGACUGGCUAUCUUGGUGAUUGAAUUUGUCUAUGCCAUUGUGGGCAUUGUCUGGCUAACACAGUACUAUGCUUCCUGCAACGACAUCACAGCCAAGAGUGUCACUUUGGGAAUGGUGGUGUGCAACUGGGUUGUCAUCCUGAGUGUCUGCAUCACUGUCCUGUGUGUCUUCGACCCGACGGGCAGGACCUUUGUCAAGCUGAGGGCCACCAAGCGGAGGCAGCGCAACCUGAGGACCUACAACCUGCGGCACCGGCUGGAGGAGGGACAGGCCAGCAGCUGGACACGCAGGCUCAAGGUGUUCCUCUGCUGCACCCGGACAAAGGACUCGCAGUCGGAUGCCUACUCUGAGAUUGCCUACCUUUUUGCUGAGUUUUUCCGAGACCUUGACAUUGUCCCCUCUGACAUCAUCGCCGGCCUGGUCCUCCUGCGGCAGCGGCAGCGGGCGAAGCGCAGCGCUGUGCUGGAUGAGGCAAACAAUGACAUUUUAGCUUUUCUGUCUGGGAUGCCAGUGACCAGGAACACCAAGUAUCUGGAUCUGAAAAACGCGCAAGAGAUGCAGCGGUACAAAGAGGUGUGUUACUACAUGCUGUUUGCCCUGGCUGCCUAUGGCUGGCCCAUUUACCUGAUGAGGAAUCCCACAUGUGGACUCUGUCGCCUGGCCAGAUCCUGCUCCAGGUGUUGCUGCCUGUGCCCCUCACGACCCCGUUACGCUCCCGGUGUCACCAUAGAAGAGGACAACUGCUGCGGCUGCAACGCCAUCGCCAUCCGGCGCCACUUCCUGGACGAGAACAUGACCUCAGUGGACAUCGUCUACACCUCCUGCCACGAUGCUGUUUAUGAAACACCUUUCUAUGUGGCUGUGGACCAUGAGAAGAAGAAGGUGGUCAUUAGCAUCCGAGGAACUCUGUCUCCAAAAGAUGCCCUGACUGACCUGACUGGGGAUGCAGAGCGUCUUCCUGUGGAGGGUCACCAUGGGACGUGGCUGGGACACAAGGGAAUGGUGCUCUCUGCUGAGUACAUCAAGAAGAAACUGGAGCAAGAAAUGGUGCUUUCUCAAGCUUUUGGAAGAGACUUAGGGAGAGGAACAAAACACUACGGCCUGAUUGUGGUGGGUCACUCCCUAGGGGCUGGCACAGCUGCCAUCCUGUCCUUCCUCUUGCGUCCCCAGUACCCAUCACUGAAGUGCUUUGCCUAUUCUCCCCCAGGUGGGCUGCUCAGUGAGGAUGCCAUGGAGUAUUCAAAAGAGUUUGUGACUGCAGUUGUGCUUGGCAAGGAUCUAGUGCCCAGGAUUGGUCUCUCUCAGCUGGAGGGAUUUCGCCGGCAGCUUCUGGAUGUUCUUCAGAGAAGUAACAAGCCAAAGUGGCGAAUCAUUGUGGGUGCUACCAAGUGUAUCCCCAAGUCUGAGCUCCCUGAAGAGAUGGAGGAGAAUUCGGUGACGAGUAACAGGCUGUGGACCCACCCCAGUGACCUGACCAUUGCCCUGUCAGCCAGUACCCCCCUCUACCCCCCUGGUCGGAUCAUCCACGUGGUGCACAACCACCCUGCAGAGCAGUGCUGUUGCUGUGAGCAAGAGGAUCCCACUUACUUUGCUAUCUGGGGUGACAAUAAGGCUUUCAAUGAAGUGAUCAUCUCCCCAGCCAUGCUGCACGAGCACCUCCCCUACGUGGUCAUGGAAGGGCUCAACAAGGUCUUGGAGAACUACAACAAGGGGAAAACAGCUUUGCUGUCUGCAGCCAAAGUGAUGGUGAGUCCUACAGAAGUGGAUCUCACCCCAGAGUUGAUCUUCCAGAGCCAGCCCUUGCCCAGUGGACCCUCAGUGCAGCUUGGGACUGGAGCCAUAACAGCAGACAGAAGGAACAGCAGCACUAAGAGCAAGUCCCAUUCUGAAAUCAGCUUGGAGGGCUUUUACGAGACCAAGCCCCUUUCUCCUGUGCAGAAGGACCCCGUGGAGCUGCUUCUCCUGGACACGAAGGAACGGCUGUCGGUGGAGCUGCAGGACCGCCGUGCCCCUCUGGCCACCAUGGAGAGCCUCUCGGACAACGAAUCCAUCUACAGCUUCGAUUCCAGACGUUCCUCUGGCUUCCGGAGCAUCCGGGGCUCCCCCAGUCUCCACGCUGUCAUGGAGAAGGACGAGACCCACUGCUUUUAUAUAGACCCCGUUAUCCCUGAGGAGAACCCCUCCCUCAGCUCGCGGACAGAGCUGCUGGCUGCUGACAGCCUCUCCAAGCACUCCCAGGAGACCCAGCCCCCCGACAACGUCCUCACCAGCGGCGGCACUACCCCCCAGCGCCGCUGCAGUGAGGAGGGGGCCGGCAGCGAGGGGGGGGACCGUGUCUCCUUGGCCCCCCGGGAGGAGCUGGCCCUCCAGAACGGGCGGCUCACCGACCUUCCCAGUCCCCAGGUGCUGGAGUUUGCCGAGUUCAUCGACAGCCUCUUCAACCUGGAUAGCAAAAGCAGCUCUUUCCAGGACAUUUACUGCAUGAUGGUGUCAGACAGCUCCAGUGACUUUGCAGAGAUGCCCAAGUCUGUCAGCGAUCAGGAGAUCCUGUUGAGGGCACAGUACGAGCCCAACCUUGUCCCCAAGCCCCCGAGGUUGUUUGCAGGCUCCACGGAUCCUUCGUCGGGCAUCUCUGUCUCACCCUCUUUCCCCCUUAGUUCAUCUGGAGAACUCAUGGACAUCACUCCCACAGGCGUGAGCAGCCAGGAGUGCCUGGCCACGGAGAAAAUCCGGACUUCCAGCCCCUCUGGGCACGUAACCAGCCCUGCCAAGCAGGACGACCUCAUGAUUUCAGCCCUCUAGUGCAGGGUCAAAAAAAAACAAACAAGGGGGUGCGGCUCCGAGAGCUGAUCCCCUCGGCUGAGCACUGGGAUAAUGCUUGGAGGAGGUGGCCAGAGGGCAGUUUGGAUCAGAGGAGACAGCUGAAAACAUUCCUUCUGGGGUGACACAGCGGGUGGUGCCUGGAGGAUGGAUUGUGUUGGAGUCCCAAGCUUGCAGCUGGGAGAAGCAGCCUCGGGCCAGCUCUGCUGAGAAGGGUCUGAGUCACUGCAGGUAGAUGCACGUUCCCUACCUCAGCCUGUCUCCUUGCAUUCCAGAGGCAGAUUCCUUGCCCCAGGGCGCCUGCUGAGCUUGGGAGAGAGAUGCCCUCCUUCAGGGGAUCCUGUGGGGUGAAGGGGUGGAUUCUCUGCAGCUGGAGGACCGGAUUAGACGAGAAGGGGGCCAGGCCAGAUCCCCCCCUUGGUCCCGUGGCAGUGGUUUUGGAAAUGAGCGGAUUGAGACUUUGGGCCCUGUUGCACUACCAUGUUGGAUCUGGCCCAAGAUCCAAUUCGUCACACUUCCAUGGAGAUUGCUUUUUGUAGGACACUCUCCUGUUUUUAAAGCCAUUUUGGGGCUGUGUUCUCCCCAGGUGCAGCCUCCCCUCCCCUGGCCAGGCACAGCAAGGAUGGGGCUGGCACUGUGUUUUCUCUCCCCAGAGCACUUCUGCGUUCAGUGACCACCAGGCUGCUGCUGAGAGGGAAAGGACCCUGUUCUGAAGAGCCAAAGCCCUCUGCCACGUUCCCUCCUUUGCCAGAAAGAGUCCUCCUGGAUGUCACCAUCAUCUCUUCUCAGUUCCCUGGCCCACUCUGAGCUGGCGACCUUCCUGCAGGACUGACAGGAUUCUCAUCUCAGAGCUGCAUGGAUGGAUCAACUUCAAAAUUGAACAGGCUUCUCCAGACCCAGUGUUAUUUGCCAGGCCCCUGUGGAGCCUGGGAGCUUCUCCUGGACUCUUCUGGGUCCUCACACCACCCAAAUGCAGUAACCACAGAUCAGUGCCAGCCUCUGUCGUUGGGAGUUCAGGGAAAAGAUGAACUUUAUUCCUAAGUAUUGAAAUCUCUUGUAUGUUUACAGAGCUGCUAAGCUUUUUGGAAGGUAUUUAUUAAGCAAACAGGGAGGCUUUCCCUAAGCAAAACCCACCUCCAUUCUUGCCUUCCUGUGCUGUUCCCUCUGGGAUCUGAGGGCAGAGAGAGGAUGGGCAGGUGUGAUUCCGAGUCCCCUGCUUUUCAAGUGGCUCAGAGUUUGGGGGAGCUGACUGCAGCCCUUCCCACCCUCCCUCUUCCCCUCCCCCUUGCAAAGCUUGACCAAGUCUCUAGUCAAACUACCUGAGCACUGCUGGGCAGAGCCUCAGUGCCCUGAGGAGCCUGCUAGGCCUGCCUGAGCAGGGACUUCCCAAGGAUGGAAACAGGAAAGAAAUCGCCUGUCUGGAAAGUUAAACUUCCUGUGACCUGUCAAAGGCCUUUAAUUGUCCAAACACCUUCAUAUCAAAGCUCAGCAGAGAGGCCAGUGGGUCUCACUUGGGCCUCUGUCCUCCCUUACUGGAAAAGAAAUUCCUAUCUUUAACUUCCUUAUGAUCCCAGAGGUGUUAAUUGUCCUGUCCCCUCCUUAGCUGCAAUAUUUCCACUGUGGGAGGAUGCUGGGCUUCCCAGGAGCUCCUGAAAAAAUCCCUGGGCUCCCAUUAUCCCUGUGUUCCCUGAAUGGUUUCUGGAAGUCCCUGUGUGGGUCAGGGCUGUGCUGUCCUGGGUGCCACACAAACAGGGCACGAGUGGUGCCAAAUGCCAGCAAGUCAGAUUGGGAGCACUUGAUAACCACUGUGCAUUGGUGUGAAUCCCUUCAGGGGCACAGGAGUGAGCUGGGCUUGGUGUCCAAGUGAGUCUCCCACUCCCCAGUUUAGUGUGGGAUCCUGUGUCCCCCUCUCCUGACAAAUGACAGGGCCUGCAGAAGUACAGGGUUGUGUUAAGUGAGCAGGAAAAUACUGUCCCUGUGGUUUAGGUCCCAAAGGUGACCUGCAUGAUAUUGUCUUGACUUGGAGGGAGGCAGCCCCUUUGAAUUCCAAGUAAAUUGUAACAGAAAAAUGCUUUCAGAAGUGACUUUUUUCUUGGUAGAUCCCUCAGCAAAGAGCAGGGAGCUCCCCUUGCUUAGAGCUUGUGUGGUUCAGGAGCCCCUUAGAGCAGCUCUUUAAGUGCCACCAGCUCAUCCAGCUCCUCUUGCAGAGCACAGGGUGAGGCUGAGCUGCUGCACCCAGCCAGGACUCCCUCCCAAGGUGGUUUCCGGGGAUACACACAAGAAACUGGGGAGUUCUGAGGUGGGGAACAGGGGAGCUGAAGGGUGGGGAGGCUGAGCUAGCAGGCUGGCUGCCCUCCUGCUGCAGACUGGUGGUGGUGGAGCAGGGAGGAGGAGUUUGGUUCUGCCUUGCCUCAGGGGCAGAAGGUGGGUAGUAAUAACUCUGAGCACUUAGGCAGAGCUUUAUAUCUGCAAAGCACUUUACAAACACAAAUGGAAGAAUCAUCUCUGUCCCUGGCAGUGAGGAGUUAGGAGAUGGUGACCUCUGAGACCAGGUGCAACUACUGGUGCCCUCCCAGAGGGUGGUGGGGAGGUGACUCAAGCUGAGGAAGGUGGAUUAUCUCCCUCUGAAUCCAAAUGUGUUGUUUCAGUAGUGACCUGAUGGUGUUUCAUGGGUCACAAUAUUGCACUAGAAAAGCCCCUUCUGACCUGGGUGUUUCUCCACUAUGUCCUGGAAGACACGAUCAUGGUCUGUCACUGUUUCCUUCUCUGUGCCAUUGCAGCUGUGUCCCAGGGGAAUGGGAGCAGCUGUAGCAGGAAGCAGCUUGGCAUGCUGCAUAGUUUGGUUUUGCUUCCUUUGUGCUCUCUGAUGGACCAGGCUUCUGAAAAGCCUGGAAAUACCUAGUGCUUGUGACCUGGCCUUGCCUCAGACCCAGGCAGCAGAGGUGCAAAGGAGCCCUCUUAGUUGAGGUUCUUCUUGCAUCCCAGUAUGAGUAUUUCCUGUUUUCCAUUGGUCUCUCUUGCCAAACAGAUCUGUUCCCACUUCUCACCAAGUAAAUCCACGUUCUCUGCACCAUCUCUGCUUUAAAUGUCUGUCUUGAUCCUCACCACUCCUUUGCCAUGUGGGCAUCUGGGCAGGCUGGUCUCCUGCUUGAUCCUGGAAGAGCCUAUCUGGAAAACUACAGAAUGAAGACAUGCUAAGGCUGCAGCUACCUCCUUCAUUCGUGCCACAAACUGCUGCCUGCUCCCUCUGCCCUUGCUCCACUCUGCUCUGCAGCUCUCUGGGGAAACGUGAAGCAUCUUCAGACAUCUGAGUCUCUUGGCUUCUGGUUCCCCUGCUUGAGCUUUGUGCCUUCUGAUCUUUAGAUGUUCCUUUGGUAUUUCAACAGGAUGUUCCACCCCACGUUGGAAGCAGUGCUGGAAGGGCAGUUGGUAGUGCCUGCCAACAGUUCAGUGGCACAUUCUUAAAUCCCCUGGAUGGGCUUUUUGGUAGAGGAGUGGAGCUGAGGCCACGUGGUGCCUGGAGAGCAGAGCACGCACCUGGAAAUGGAAGUGCAGGAGGUGGAACCCUCCGCUUCAAGGCAGCUUUGCCAAAGAGCUUAGCCAGGUUCUCUGCCCUCUCCACCUUCUCAGCAGACUGUGGAAUGUAAUCCUGAAGCCUUGGAGCAUCCAGGGCCAACACAGGAGGCCCUGAACUAGGUGGGUGUUGAACUCCAUCCACCCGCUCCACCUCUGGCCCCACCACCAGUGCCCUCACAAGGUCUGAAGGGUUUGGUCCUGCUGUCCAUUUUUUGCACCUCGGAGCUGCACUCUGACCCUUGGGAGUGUGUCCAAGGUGGAAUACAACGAUCCUCUUGCUAAUAUCCCAGUGAGUCUGGGUUGUCAAGCCCUCAGCAUGUAGUGUUGGCUGGUUGUGGCUUUGGAGGCUCUUCUGCAUCACCACUAAUGGGCUUCUCUUGCUGCUGCAGCUGCAGCAGUGCCAAGAACCCAGAGAGGACCCUGCUGUGCUGAGUAUGUACAAGUGCUGAACAGAGAGACAGCCUUUCUCCAGUCUUCCCAUGAGCUCCUCUCCUUCUCUGAGGAGCUGCCCUUUCCAUCUGAAGUACACAUUUUUCUCCCCAAACUGCCACUUUCUAACCUUUCCUCUCUUCUGUGCUCCCUAUUCCUGUCACCCAGCCAGGAGCUAACCUCUUCCUUUGGGUGCUUCUGUCUCAGGAUGAUGGUGUCUUGCUUCCCAUCCUUGGUAGCACCACUUAAGAACUAUCUCCUUAUCUUCUCAUGAUGACCCAGAACAGUUGACUGAGAUUCCUGACUUGAUUCACUGGAGGCAAAGCUAUCUAAAAAGGUCAAAGCACCAUCAACACCGAGAGGUUCUUUCUCUCUCUCUCCAGCUUUUGCUCACCUGCUCUGUGCUCAGAACUUCAGUGUUCAUCAUUUCUGCAAGUUUUUAAGAGCACAAGUGCCACACACUCCUCAGCACUGCUGACAUCUCAAUCCCAACCAGCCCAUGAUCCUGGAGGAUGUUCUAGCCUAUCUCAUGGCAUUUCCUUGGGCAACAGGAAGGUUUGCCUGGGGAACUGGCUGGGCUGGAGCUCUGCUUGGUGCUGGCUCCACUUGGUGCUUAUGUGUUGCCACCACUGGGAUGUUCUCUUCCCCUGGCAGGACAUCCUGGCUUUGCAGCAAGGCUGGCAUUUGAGUUCCAUGUUUUUAGGGAUGGCAGUUGCAACUGCUGCCUGCAGAGCCACCCAGGGCCAGUCAUUUCCUAAUCAAGUGGUUUCUAAGUCUUUAAAUGUCAUGCAGAAACACUGGCAGAUGUUAAAAAUAACCUCUGCCUCUCAACAAACUUGGCAGCUUUGCUUUGGGCUUAACAGCCCCUUCAGCUCCCCUCCCAUCUGUAGCAUCACAUUUGUUCCUCUCUGCUCAGACAAGUGAAGCCUGAGCUGGCUUUUGACAACCUGUCACUUGGUGGUUGUCCCUCCUGCUGAAGUUCACCCCGCUAGAGCUGGAGGGGUUGGGUUGGUUUUGGGUUGGUUUUGCUGAGAGCUGUUACUUGAUGUUGCUGCUGCCAACAGGCCCUCUCAGAGCUUCUCUGCACUUCAGGCUGCCAUGCUCCUCCUAGGUGGGCAAGCAGAGGGUGAGCAGAUCUUUGUUGGCUGAUGGCUCCCUCCUUGGAGCUCUGCAGCAGCAGCUGGUGAGUUGCAGAAGUAGAGGGGAAUAAAAGGGCAGUGGGGCAAAUAUCUAAUGGCCCAAACCUGAAAGCUCAGGGUAAGAAACCAACACAGAUGUAAGCUGGAAGGGUGGUUGUUUCUUAGCUGUGGAGUUUCAGCUUCUUCCCGGCCCUCAGGUGGACCUGGUGCCUCCUGGAAGGAAAGGGAGGGUUGGAAAGGGAGCUGUGGUUCUGCCCAGGCUGCUGGGAAUGAAGGGACGUGUUGCUGUGGAGCAGGGGAAGGCACUGGCUGAGCCGGGGGCAGGUUCUGCUGGGCAGUCCCGACCUGCAGCGCUGGAUUCAGGGAAGAGCCGCAUCUCUUGUGCCAAAGCUCCCUCUCCUGGUGCUCCUGCGUGGAGGAGGCGAUGCGGGCAGCCUGCUGCAGGCAAACCUCCCCUCCUGGGAACGAUGAGAGAGAGAAAGACAACAGGUGGGAGGUGAGACUUGGUCUGGGAGUUCCUUGCUUUCCAGUCAAGUGGCUCUAGUGGUGUCCUGGAUCCAGGCAUGUAGAGAAUCAUAGAACCAUUCAGGCUGGAAGAGCCCCUUGGAAUCCCCGAGUCCAACCAUCAUCCCUGCUCUGCAAAGUUCUCCCCUAAACCAGCUCCACCAACAGCACAUCCAAACAACCCUUGAACACACCCAGGGAUGGUGACUCCCCCACCUCCCUGGGCAGCCUGUUCCAGUGUCUGACCUCUCCUUCUGUGAAAAAACUGUUCCUAAUGUCCAGUCUGACCCUGCCCUGGUGCAGCUUGAAGCCCUUCCCUCUUGUUCUGUCACUGAUCACCUGUGAGAAGAGACCAGCACCAACCUCUCUACAACGACCUUUCAGGUAGUUGCAGAGACUGAUGAGGUCUCCCCUCAGCCUCCUCUUCCUCAAACUGAACAUUCCCAGCUCCUUCAAGUGUUCUUCACCAGAUUGAUUCUCCAGACCCUUCCCCAGUCCCUGCUCUGUACUGGCUCCAGCAGCCCUGGUGCAGGCUGGGCCAGUAUCCAUUGCUUUUCCCCUCCCUGUUCUACUCCAAGGAGGAGCUGCUGCCCCUUGCAGGGAGUUGCAACAGGUCAGACCUGCAUUUUGGUUGCUGCAGAGUUGGAUAUUCCAGCUCAGGGCCAGGGCCUUCACUGCCAGGAUGGGUGGGUGUGAGACCUGGGGUGGAUGGAGCCUGAAACCUGAACCCUGGUAAUGUGUAAACUUUGUGUUACUGGAGCAGAGAAAGGUUUUAGGAAGGGGAUCCUUGUGGCAGGAGUGCUGCAAACUGCCCCAUUUCUGCUGGGCUUCCUUCUUCCCUAUCUCCUUCCUUCAUCUGCCAUCUUCUUCUCCAGGGUGUUGCUGGCCUAAACUUUGGAUCCUUCAAGCCCUGGAAACUCAAACCAACCGAGGAGGGAGCAAUUCCUUGCUUUGUCCUAGGGAUUUCCAGCCCUAUCAAGCAUCAGCUGUCUCCAAGCACUUUCUUGGUUCUGUUCCUCCUUCUUUUUUGCUUCUUUUCCUGAGUUCAUACCUGUUGUGCCUUUGUUUCUCUUUGGUUGGAGGUCCAAGACUCCUCCUUGGCACCAGCCAUCUCCCCAGCUUCCUUUCCCAUUCCUGCACGUGGUUUCUUUGAGUGUCCAGAAGGGAAUGUGGGUGGCCAGGGCUGGGUUUGGAGCUGCCCUUGUUGCCAGGCCCUCUCUUUCUGCCUCAGCUGGGACCUGCCAGGUUUCCCCACCAUCUCCUGCUGCCUCAGGCCCCAUCCAAGUGCUGGCAGCAAAGCCUUGACCUGAGGCAGGUUGUGUCCUCCUACCCCACCAGCCCCCUCUGGUCUGGAACCUCAUCCUGUGCAAAGUGAGGGGUUUGUUUCUAUUUUUCUGUGCAGCAGGAAGGGAAAACUUCCCUCCCGCUUCUCCCUGCUGGUGUGUGUGACCUCAGGCAGGGUUUAGCAGGGCUGCUCCCAAGGAAAACUUCCUCUCAGGUCUACAAAUGAGUAAAACUCUUCCUACUCUUCAAGAUCUGACUCUGUUGCUGUGAGAGCUCAUGCUGCAAGGGACUUGACAGACUCUGAACUCUCUGCUGCAGGAUUCCUGCACUGACGUGUCCCUCCCUGGCUCUGGAACAGCCAUCUCCUACAGGUGAGCUCUCCUGCUGGAGAGCUGGGCAUUGUUGCUGCUUUCAUGGCUGAGUCUGACACCUCUGACCUCACCGUGUCAUCUCCUCUCUGCUUGUUUCCUGCUGUUUUCUACCUGCCCAGCACACCUGUCUGAUGAGGGGACCUCAACCUGGCUCCUCUGCCAGGCCAUCCCACCCAGAGCAGUGCAGGAACACCUCUCUGUUUUGGCUUUGGUUGGGAUUCCCCUGGGGAUUGGGGUUCCCUCACAGGCUUUGUGCAGUUCUGAUGGCCCAGGGGUACCUGGUGCAGCACCAGGAGGAGGGAGCAGUUCCUCAGGCUGGCUGGGUGGCCCCUGCCUGAGUUUCACACCUCCACACUUGGCUGGUGGCCACUGGUGGCCAAGUGGCAUCAUCACCUGCAGCUCCUGAGGCUGCUUCCCAGCUUUCCCUCUGCAAGUCCUGCUGCUGCCUGAGGGGUGAGUGAUGUCCAGGGAGCAGCCUCAAGCUCCUGUCCUGGUGAGAAACCUCAUUACUGAUGUCAACACAGGGGUUCUUGGUGACAGCUGCCCCCACCCCCCUGCCUGCAUGGGCAGCAGGAGAGGAGCUCUCUGCCCUCCAAGGCCUUUUCCUUUGGCUCACUGCCUGCUCCAGUGUCCUGCUGGGACAGCCACCAUUCUGGCCUAGCCUCUCUCGUGGCUGUGAAGGAGCAGAGACACUGAGACCAGAGGAACUGGUGGGAACUGUUGAUUCCCCUCUCAUCUUUUUGUCCCCUUUGGGGCAGGUUGGGUGGAGCUGGGUGGUCUCCAUGGGACGGGAGCUGGGUGCUGGGGGUGGGUGCUCCAUGCAGAAGCUGCCCUGCUUCCCACCUCUCUCCCCAGCAGCAGACACUAAAGCCUGUGUGCAGAAGCCCUUCCUCUUUCUGUCACUAUCUCUCCUCACGUGCUGGGGCAGCUCAGAGCAGGGUAGCUGGGAAUUAACUUCUUUGACCCCUAAUUGCCUCUUUGUAGCUAAAACCUUCUGCUUUUAAAGGGAGAAGCAGCCCUUCUAGGGAGCUCAGAGCUGCUCUGCCUCCUGCAGGGCUUGGAGCACUGGCCCAUGCAAUCAGGGGGGGUGACAGCACAGGCUCCUGUGUCCCCAUGCUCAGCUGGGAGGUCACUGCUCAUCCUGGGAAUGCUGCCCUCACAACCCCUGCUCUGAGCUGCCCCAGCAUGAAGGCUCCAAGGAAACUUCCAGCUCUCCUCACCUGCCAUUCUCAUCUGACUUUUUGUACCUAUGUAUGAAAGAUCCAAACUAAUAUUGCUGUAAAGAAAGAUACAGAUGAAUAUAGCAUAUUCUAUAAAUAUAUAUGUAUAUAAAA